Molecule: messenger RNA, 773 nt
Organism: Musa acuminata AAA Group (dessert banana)
Lineage: Eukaryota; Viridiplantae; Streptophyta; Magnoliopsida; Zingiberales; Musaceae
Product: sm-like protein LSM1B
Exons: 5
Coding region: 74-460 (128 amino acids)
Biological process (GO): deadenylation-dependent decapping of nuclear-transcribed mRNA
Cellular component (GO): P-body; Lsm1-7-Pat1 complex
Molecular function (GO): RNA cap binding
Source: RefSeq, a predicted model, not a curated record
UGCCGACGCUAUUUGUGAAAGUUUUAGGGGACAUUUGGGUGAUCGUUUGACAGGCCUAAAGGUUUGGGGCGCAAUGUCGUGGGCGGGACCAGAAGAUAUCUUGUUCUCCACCUCCCUUGCAAGCUAUCUUGAUAAAAAGCUUCUUGUAUUAUUACGUGAUGGGCGAAAGCUUCUGGGUAUACUUUGUUCUUUUGACCAGUUUGCAAAUGUGGUUCUUCAAGGUGCUUGUGAGCGAGUAAUUGUAGGAGAUCUGUAUUGUGAUAUUCCUCUUGGUCUCUAUGUCAUUCGUGGGGAGAAUGUUGUCUUAAUAGGAGAAAUGGACUCAGAGAGGGAGGAGCUUCCAGCCCACAUGAUAUGUGUUUCAGAGUCAGAGAUUAGAAGGGCUCAAAGAGCAGAAAGGGAUGCCACAGAUCUGAAAGGCUCUAUGAGAAAAAGAAUGGAGUUCCUUGAUCUGGAUUGACAGCGCGCCCCAUCCUCCUCGGUCAUAUUCAUUACCAUUUUGGUAUGCUGAAAUCAUCUCAUCCGCAUCUUUUAUCGCGGUUCGUUUCGGAACGAUGACAUAAAGCCCCUUUCUCUCCCUUUACCUUAUCUAUUUGUGCUUGAUAAAGUUUGAAACUCGUGUCUGUGAUACUGCUCUUUCCUAUGGUAAUUCAUCAAAGACUUGGAAGUUCCAUAUUCCACUCGGUUCCCACCUGUGCUGUUUGACAUGUAAGUUUGUUAACUGAUGAUGAUGACUGAAAUGAUUCUGAUGAACAUGCAACAUUUCCUGUCUA